GAACACUUGGAACGGUCAAGAGUGAAGACCGAAAUAAAUGGAAAGGAAAUUUGAAUAAUAAUACAUGUAAAAUAAGGCCAGAGAUAUGGGCCCAAAGAGUUUAAAAGACUGAAUCUGAUAACAAGACAAAUGAGCCCAAUAAUGACGAAGCCCAUGACAAGAGAACAUAAACAAAACACCAGCCCACCAUAGUAGAUGUUUGUAUUCGUGAUAUUCGAAACUCAAUUUAGAGAAGAGGAAUUAGGUUAAGCAACCAUGAAACCAGAAGAACGAAGAACACCUGGAACAUCCACAUUCUAUCAAGUAUAUUGGAUAAAGUAGAAAACAUUAAUACUAUAUGGGUAUUUUUUUUAAAAACUAAGGGGGCAAUGCCCCUUACCAUUAACGUCCCUCCGCCCCCGUCUUCAGCAGCUCAGCUUGUCCAGGAUGUCAGAAAUCUAAUGUUUUCGAGAGAGCAUCAUCAGUGAAAUACCUUAAAAAAGGUCGAAGCUUUCCAGAGAGUUAGUGCUUUCCAAUCUAAAUAUCCUUUUUUUAAAGAUGGUCAUGCAGCCAUCUUAUGUUUCAGGACAUGGUUUGGUUGUACCAAGGAAGUUUGACAGGAGGUUUUUCAGAAAAAAAUCCAAGUCAUGUCACCCUUUGUGUCUCUGAUGGGAGAACUUGGUCCCUUAAGUACCAGCGCUAUGCAAACCUACCAAAUGGGUUACUUGCUAAUGGCUAGCAGGAAUUUGGCCGUGAUAAUAGUUUAGUAGUCGGUGACGUCUGUGUCUUUGAGUUGAUAAAGAGGUCUGAAAUCAAAUUGAAAGUGCAUAUUUUUCGAGUUGAUCAAGAUAAACAUAUCCACCCAUCACAAGUCAGGCCAUGGGAGUAGAUGCAACAGAGUUGAGCACAAAAGAAACUCCGAGAAUAAUAUUUUAUCUGAAUGUGCUCGCAAGAAGCAAUGUUGCCAAUCCAGAUUCUGUGAUCAAUUGGCAAGCAACAAGGAUGGUGGAGGACUUUUAAACAACAAGGAGAAGUCUGCAUACGUUUAGUUGAAGAGACGAGCUAACAAUGUGUAAGAUACAAGAUUCUGCUCAAGUUUCCAUUUUCAGUGGCACGAAAGUGUUGGUCAAGUUCUCCUGAACAACGAGAUAGCAAGCUUUUUUUCUUCCAGAGCUGCAGGGAUAUGGGUUCUACUAGCAUAGGAGGUGACGGUCCGUCGUUCUUCAAGAUCAUUGUUGAUGACAUUCUUCGAGAAGGAAAGCUUGGGAUUCCAAGAAAGUUUGUGAAAAGAUAUGGAAGUAGCAUACCAAACUCAGUGCACCUUAAAGUCCCAGGUAGUCCAUCUUGGCCGGUAGAAUUGUCAAAACAUGGUAAGGAUGUUUGGUUUCAAAAUGGUUGGCAAGAAUUUGUGGAGUAUUAUUCUCUAGAAUACGGGCACUUGCUAGUUUUUGAGCAUCACGGAGGUAGCAGUUUUCGUGUGUUUAUAUACGACCAGAGUUGCACGGAGAUCCAAUAUCCUACUAUCUGCAGUAUGGAGCCUAAACAAGCUGGAGAACAGAGGGAGUCUGUAGAAGAAAGAGCUGAAGAUGAUAGCAGAGCAAGAAAGACAUCAUCCUUACCCUUUUCUAGUGGACACAAGAAGGCAAGAAAUGAUUUAACUAGUCAAAGAAAGAGCGUUUCAACACCGCCUCCAAAUUUUAGAAAAAUCGAUUCUGCCAGUAAAAUUCCGGAAGAAUUUGUAGGAGUACAGCCAUCCAGCCAAAAGGAGAUAGCUGCAUCUACAUCUAGAAUGACAAGUUGGAAGACUAAGGUUGUUAAGAGAGCGCAACGACUGACAUGCCAGAAGCAAUCUGAAGCUUUGCAAAGAGCACCUUGUUUGCGAUCUGAACAUCCUCAUUUCAUGAGGGUCAUGCGGAAAUCAUAUGUUUCUCCGACAGUUGGUUUGCCUAUACCAGCAAAAUUUGGCAGGAAAUAUAUUGGGAAAAGGCAUAGUGAUGUCUACCUCUGUGUUUCUGACGGCAGAAAAUGGUUAACUAAGUACAAGCGCAAUGCAAACCAAUCAAUUGGGAGACUCAUAUCUGGCUGGGAACGAUUUGUGCAUGAUAAUAUUUUAAGAGUUGGUGACGUGUGUGUUUUCAAGUUGAUUGACAUCUCCGAAAUCAAACUGAGGGUUUGUAUCUUCCGAGUUGAUGACAAUCCUAAUAUUGAUAUGUCACUUGGUGGGAAGAUCUGUGGAAGCGGACCAAGCGGGGAAGGAAAAAAGAAGAAGACGACUUCUGAAAAUGUUGAAGCUUUACAAAGGGACAUUGCUUUCAAUUCUGACAAUCCUUAUUUUCCGGUGACCCUGCAACCAUCUUAUAUUAAUAGAGGAGUUGGAUUGGCCAUACCUGCGGAAUUCGCAAGGAAACAUCUUACAGAAAAUCACAGUGGUGUCACCCUUUGUGUUCCUAAUGGAAGAACUUGGCCUGCUCAAUACGGACGGAAAGGUUACCGAACAGCUUUCUACAAUGGUGGUUGGCAGGAAUUUGUGAAAGACAAUGGUAUCAAAGCGGGUGAUCUAUGUAUCUUUGAGUUGAUUAAGGUCGUCAAUGAAGUCAAAUUCAAAGUUUUUAUUUUCCAAGGCAAUGGGAGCAUGUCUACGUUGUCCAAAUAAUCCAAGAAGGAAGAAGCUCAAGAAUGACACUUAUGGAGGAUCUUUGUGGCGACAUAUAACUAUGUUAGUGUGUGUUGAAGUCGUAGUUUUUGGAGCUUGUAAUAUCACAAUGCUUAGGAGACUUUUAUGAGCAUGUACUGGUGAACUUUGUCCUUUGAAUGCUACUCUAGUUUGGAUCAAAUAAUGGUGUAUUUGAUCCUACUGAGAUGCUAUUUUGAAGCUUGUGUGAGCCAUAUUUCUGCAAUUUUCCUCAAGUGAACA
Messenger RNA from Tripterygium wilfordii, 2893 nucleotides. RefSeq names its product B3 domain-containing transcription factor VRN1-like. The transcript has 10 exons. The record is from RefSeq and is a predicted model, not a curated record. Gene Ontology annotation, molecular function: DNA binding. NCBI's taxonomy places the organism in Eukaryota, Viridiplantae, Streptophyta, Magnoliopsida, Celastrales, Celastraceae. The coding region runs from base 1163 to 2632 and encodes 489 amino acids.